AUGAAUUUGCGGGCCACUCCGGCCUCUCCCGUUCGGGGUGGAAGAAGGCGGCAUCAGAACUGCACCGACGUGAGCGCAUUCGCUAACGCAGACCCACCUCGCGUAGGGUUACAUACAUCAUACUGUAUAGAUUUUAGUCGAAGCGCCGUAGGCUCUCAACAGUUUGCGACACGUUUUAUGAGCGAUUCGUCGGAAAGUCUUGACCUCCGAGGUUUUGCCCGCCUUCGGUGCACACGAAAAAAAUGUGGCUAUACAGUAUGGACGAGGAGCUCGAGGUUGCCAGUAUCCAACUCUGAACGCUUCCUCCAUUCAGGCUGUAAUAGCACUUGCAACGACACGCGCGAAGAGGAGCUCCUUACACCCUCGAAAACUGUCGAAGUGCGGUCUGAGAUCACGCGUCUCAUGUUGCCGGUGGACUGCCGGGUCCGGUGCAUGGUACGGUAUAGACCCAACUCGCCAUCGCAGAACGGAACGACCGACAUAUUACCGAUAUGCCACUACGGGACAACUCGGCGGUUAGACACCCAGAUCUGUCGGUGGAACGCGAGCCAAUACCUGGACGAAAAUCAAGAGAUAAGGACAUAUGUUUCUACGAAACAAUUGUUCGACCGGACGGCUUGCCAAAUGGUCCGCCUGGGCGGCUUGUGUGGCCAGCAAUUCAGACUCGGAUAUCAUGUCACCGUCUCGCAUCCAAAGUUGUGGAAUAGACGCUUAGUGUCGUAUCCCAACCGCAUGAUCCGUUACAUUUUUUCAUCACUGGACGAUAUCAGAGCCGGAGGACAGAUUAGACCUUCAAGGGGGUGGCAGGGCGUGGAGUGUCCAUCCGUUUUUCGGCCUUACAGGUCCAACUGGCCAACCCGGCACGUAUCUUUCUGGACAUCUGGCCUAAUGCCCCUUAGGGGAGAAGUGGGAUUUGGAAGACCAGGAGCGGCUACAAACGGCAAGUGGGAAGUGGCUCCGACAUCAGUGUUGAAAGCCGUGGCCUUUGAGGAGGCACAGACACUCUUGUCAAUCUUGGGAGAGCUCCAGUUUGCUCAUGCUCGGGGGUGGGACAAUCUGGAUUCAGGCUCCAACUUGUACAGCCUGGUGUACGAGGUCAAUGGCAGCCCCCGAAAGGUUAGAGUUACCUCGCUGGCGCCAGGAACACUACCCGUCGAAAUGGUCAUUGUGAAUGAAUCAUUGAAUGUCGGGUACGCAGGAUCUUCACUUAGCUACCAGUUAACCCUAUCACUGUAUCAACACUGGAUCCAGGAUUCAUCUGUUACAGGAUUCUGCGGCUUCGCUUUUGCUACACAGCCGCAUUACCUGACGAAUUACGACGCGCCGGGCAUGAUAGGCUUCAUUAGACUUGUACUACCUCACUGGGAUUGA
Messenger RNA from Gloeophyllum trabeum ATCC 11539, 1371 nucleotides. RefSeq lists its product as uncharacterized. The coding region runs from base 1 to 1371 and encodes 456 amino acids. The transcript is spliced from 10 exons. Lineage: Eukaryota; Fungi; Basidiomycota; Agaricomycetes; Gloeophyllales; Gloeophyllaceae. The record is from RefSeq and is a predicted model, not a curated record.